AAUUUUUCUAUCUUUCAUUGUCGAUUCUGUGAGCUUUUUUUGUGUAGUAAAAUCUCUACGAGCUAGGUUGGUUCACUGUGGUGGGAGAAAAUAAGAAAACCCAUGAAUGAGUUCAAAUGCCAUGACCAAGAGCCCUACAAGCUCCAAUCAUAGCACCCCUGAUAACUCUGUUAGGGGUGGCGACAGGAAGAAGAAGUCAAUAAUCCCUAAGAUCUUCAGCUCGAAGAAAAUCAGCAGGGCAGGAUCCAGCGACGACAUUAUUGGAUUAGAUGGCGAAGGACCUUCCCCGGAAGAGAACCAAGAUUUGACCAAGAGAAAAUCGCCGGUGGAUUCGACUGCUUUAACGCACAAAAGCUUCUCCGAAAGAGGGACGAGUCCUGGAAUUGAAGGCCUGAACCUAUCCAACUUCGAGCAGUCCAUAACCUCCACCUCAGAAAUCAAAGAAUUUCGGAUUUAUGUCACAACAUGGAACGUUGGAGGCAGGACACCUGAUGCCAGCCUGAACCUUGAAGAUUUCCUCCAAGUCGAUGAAUCCCCUGACUUAUACGUUUGUGGGUUUCAGGAAAUCGUUCCACUCAGCGCAGGAAACGUGCUGGUGAUUGAAGACAGUGAGCCAGCAGCAAAAUGGCUGACACUCAUAAGCCAAACGAUCAAUAGGACGACGACGACGAACAACAACGUUGUUCCCCCAGGCUCUCCAGUUGUGGGUCAGCUUUCCUCCAAGGCUCAGAACAAGGAAUCGAAGUCCUACAACUUCUUCCAAAAGCCAUCUGUGAAGGUCCUGACCAAAAACCUGAUGGCAGACGCCAACCUACUAAAGAUCUGCAACUGUGCUUCUGAUCUUCCCACAAGAGAGAGGCAGAAGCGUGGGAAAGAGUUCAGUGGGCCACUGACCAUGACCAACCGCAGCAUGGGGAGUCAGGAUUUCGGAUUGGAUGAAGAAUGCCCUCCUAAUGAACCUGCAACUGCUCAUGCUUCCAACACCAACAACCAAAUGGUGUAUAGCCUAGUAAGUUGCAAGCAGAUGGUCGGGAUUUUCCUGUCGAUUUGGGCUAGGAAGGAGUUGGUGCCACACAUUGGUCAUCUCAGGACGACGUCGUGUGGGACCGGGAUCAUGGGUUGCCUAGGCAACAAGGGAUGCAUUGCUAUAAGCAUGUCGUUGCAUCGGACGAGCUUUUGCUUUGUGUGCAGUCAUUUGGCUUCAGGGGAGAAGGAAGGGGAUGAACUGAAGAGGAAUGCUGAUGUUGCUGAGAUCCUGAGGAGCAUUCAGUUCCCCAAGAUUUGCAAGAACCAAAUCAAUCGAGCCCCGGAAAAAAUUAUUGAGCAUGAUCGAGUGUUUUGGUUCGGAGACCUGAACUACAGGAUAUCGCUGAGCUACGAGGAAACAAAAGUCUUGGUUGAAGAGAAUGAUUGGGACACCCUUCUUGACAAGGACCAACUGAAUAUGGAGAGAGAAGCAGGGAGGGUGUUUGAUGACUUCUAUGAAGGCAGGAUUAUGUUUGCUCCCACGUACAAAUACGCACAGAAUUCAGACUCCUACGCUGGAGAAAUUGUGAAGAACAAGAAGAACCGUAGGACUCCCGCAUGGUGCGAUCGAGUGCUAUGGCGAGGAGAAGGGAUGGAGCAAAUGUCGUACGUGAGAGUGGAGUACAGAUUUUCAGAUCAUAGGCCGGUUUGCACAAUUUUCUCGGUUGAGGUGGAAAUGAGCGCUGUAAGAAGCAGCAACAACAAGUUCAGGAAAGGCUACUCUUGUACAGCUCCAAGGGUUCAAUACGAUAAUGACUAACUCCCAAAGACACAGCUUCAAUGGCUACUAGUACUCUUAAUUAGCUAACUAACUAAUACCAUCCCCAAAAACAUAAGAAAAUGGGGUAAAGUCGAAGAAAUCCAAGUUCAAGUUGUAUAAGAAAGGAAUUAGCCGACUUUUAGAGAGAAAAUACUAGAAAAUACCCUCUUGUAACUAAUAUCAAUAGAAGGUUAGGCUAGAGCUUUUAUACACACCUUUUACCAGUAUUCUGUCCAGGGGCACGAGUUAGAAAUCCAUAGAGAGGCGGCGAAGCUCUGCUGGAGCUCGACGAGGAGUCUUCAACAUCGAUGCAUGUAUCAUUGGUGAUGUCUUCCUAUUCUCCUAUGCAUAGCUAGCUCAAAAUUGUUUAGGGAUAUAACUCAUUGAUGCUUGAGUUGAUUUAUUUUUGUAUCAUCUAUUGUUUGAGAUUUUCGAUGCUA
This is a messenger RNA of Linum tenue, 2226 nucleotides long. NCBI's taxonomy places the organism in Eukaryota, Viridiplantae, Streptophyta, Magnoliopsida, Malpighiales, Linaceae. The record is from the annotation of a GenBank genome assembly.